This is a messenger RNA of Fraxinus pennsylvanica, 1329 nucleotides long. The record is from the annotation of a GenBank genome assembly. NCBI's taxonomy places the organism in Eukaryota, Viridiplantae, Streptophyta, Magnoliopsida, Lamiales, Oleaceae.
AUGGCUGCCGCUCUAAAUACAACAUUUUUCCUUCAGAGUAAACCUGGCUGUGGCCAUUCACUUCCAAGAAUCAAGCCUUUCAGAUUCAAGGCUCCCAUGGCCGCUCUCGCCACUGUUCCCACUGUCGGACUCGCCGAGACUUUCUCCAAAUUGAAACAACAAGGCAAAGUGGCAUUCAUCCCGUAUAUCACAGCUGGCGAUCCUGACCUUUCAACCACAGCUCAAGCGCUGAAGAUCCUUGAUUCAUGUGGCUCAGACAUUAUAGAAUUAGGGGUGCCUUAUUCAGACCCAUUGGCUGAUGGUCCAGUUAUCCAGGCUGCGGCUACACGUUCACUAGCUAGGGGGACUAACUUCGAAAAAAUUAUUGCAAUGUUGAAGGAUGUGGUGCCUCAAUUAUCUUGUCCAAUUGCAAUAUUUUCAUAUUAUAACCCAAUACUUAAGCGUGGUGUAGAGAAAUUCAUGAUCACUUUGAAAGAUGCAGGGAUACAUGGACUUGUUGUGCCAGAUGUCCCUCUGGAGGAGACAGAGAUAUUGAGAAAGGAAGCUGCUGAUAACAACGUGGAAUUGGUGCUGCUCACAACACCCACCACUCCUAUACCGCGAAUGAAAGCCAUCGUUGAAGCUUCAGAAGGAUUCGUCUACCUUGUGAGUUCAGUUGGAGUUACGGGAGCUCGUGCAUCUGUCAGUGAUAAGGUCCAAUCUCUCCUCCAUGAUAUAAAAGAGGCGACGAACAAACCAGUAGCAGUUGGUUUUGGUAUAUCAAAACCCGAGCAAGUGAAACAGGUAGCCGGAUGGGGAGCAGAUGGAGUGAUUGUUGGUAGUGCCAUGAUCUUUGUGAAAACCCUAACCGGCAAGACGAUUACUCUCGAGGUUGAGAGUUCCGACACAAUCGAUAAUGUCAAGGCCAAGAUCCAAGACAAGGAGGGCAUCCCGCCGGACCAGCAGCGGCUUAUUUUCGCAGGAAAACAGUUGGAGGACGGUAGAACCCUAGCCGACUACAACAUUCAAAAGGAGUCUACUCUGCACCUUGUCCUCCGCCUCCGUGGCGGCGGAACUUGGAGGAUUCCUUUCGUUGCUAAUCACUUGGUGAAAAAAAUUUCGCAGCUUAACCAAAAAGCGGAGAAGGAAUUGAUUAAAACUUGGUCCCGGGGUUCUACUAUUAUUCCCGAAAUGGUGGGCCAUAGGAUUGCUGUUUACAAUGGUAAGAAACAUGUGCCUUUUCGUAUAUCGGAGCAGAUGGUUGGCCAUAAAUUGGGAGAACUUCGCCCUCGUCGUCAAGCGAGAAGAGAAAGAGAAGUUCAGCAGAAGAAGGGAACGAAGAAGAAAUGA